AGAAUUAUUUAAAAUCUUUUUUGAAUUAUCCUUUAAUAAAAAUAACGAAAAUGCGGUAUUGACGCGUUUAAAAGUCUUAUAGCGGUUUUCAACGGAGACUUCUAGAUCAGAAGGAAUGUUGAAGCGAGAGAAAACGUUCUCCGGCCUUCCCCCUUCUAGUUGGCCAUGCCUUGGCCCUCUAUGGACUGCUGUGUCACUGAGUUUAGUUUUAGUUUUUAACACACCUUUAUUAUUAUACAAAAGAUUAUUUUGUUUUCAUUUAUCCGUCAAUUUCUUCAUUUGACAACAUGGUUAAAGUAAAAAAGUUUUUUGCUAUUCUGAGAAAAACAUGUUUUUAUUCAAAGCAAGUGUUUUAAAUGUGACAACCGUAAUUCCAUUCAUUUUUAAAUGACUUAGCUCUUUAACUGUUUUGCCAUUAAUCAAAAAUAUAUCAUCUCUGCUAUAUUCCUUAAAUGAUUCGCAUUGUAUGAACUUGAUCAUGAACAAACUUGUUCAUGAUCAAGUAAAGCUUGCUGAUUUUAUCCUGAACUGAAUUCAAAUAUUAGCAACUUAAGGGUUAAAUGCCAUCACUGAAAAUCUUAUAAAAAAAUUUUUUUUUAUUGCUUUGAUUACAAUUGGCACUAAAUACUUGGCACUUUGAUGUCUAAAAGCUGUUUAUUCUUAAUACAACAUUAUAUUUUUGAAUAUAAGGAGAACUGCUUUUUUUAUUGCCAUUUGAGUUUUAAUUUAAAACAAAAUUAUUUUAAUUUUAGAAAAAAAUUCAACAAAACAAAUUAUGAUUCUGUUCUUAGUUGUGGCCUUUGUUUGGAGGAACAUUGACAAAACCCAGCAAGAACAAACUGUUCUACAUACCCCAGGUUCAAUUAACAUACAUCCUCGAUCAAGAAGGUGGUUGGGAAUCCAUAAAAGAUUGGAUGGAUUUGCUUAGUGGUGGAGAGAAACAAACAAUUGCUAUGGCUCGUUUAUGUUAUCUGUGCCCUCAAUUUGCUAUUCUUGACGAAUGCACAAGUGCCGUUAGUGUAGAUGUAGAACAAAAUAUGUAUGCUGAAUGCCGUGAGAUUGGCAUAUCUUUGUUUACUGUAUCACACAGAAAAUCAUUAUGGAAACAUCAUGAGUAUGUACUGUACAUGAAUGGCCGUGGUGCAUACGAAUUUAAACCCAUUGACAAAACAACUGAAGUGAAAGGAUCAUGAUUGAACUAGGUCUGAAAAAAUAUAUAUAUUGGUUGUGGCCUUAUUUUAAUACUCAUGCAGUAGCUACAAUUGUAUACGUAUUGAUUGAUAUUUCAAUUCCUUGUCUUUCAAACAUUCAGUAACUGUUAUUGAGUAUGAUAGAUUUCGAUUUUUGCCACAUUAAUUUUUUUUUAAAUAAUAUUUAUAGCAUAAUUUGUAUAAAAAAUUUACAGAGUUUUGAAAAACAUUUUUAAAGUUAACCUUGGUCAAAUGGAAUUCCAAUGUUUUAUUCAGUAGAAUCCAAUUAUCAGAUGCCUUCGGGACUAAGGAUAUGCCAGAAAAUCGAAAUCCUUGGAUAAUUAGGGGACCUUUUUAAGUUUAUAACCAAAUUAUGAAUGAAAUUCCUCUAGUUAGGGACUGAAAUUAAAAAAAAUUCUCAUUUGUGUAUUGUUCUAGCAAAAGAACAAUACAAUAUCAUGAAGAAAAAUAUCCUCUCCUCUUUGCUUUCUGUUUGACAGCAAUUUUCUUACAACCAAAUUUUGGUUUAGUCACCACUGCAGUUACUGAGCAGCAGCAUCUGUAAUAAUAAACAAAACGUGUUGGAUUGUGUUUAAUGUCAGAUGGUAGAGGUGUCAGAAAUCCUUGUAUAAUUAGGGGGCCUUUUUAAGUUUAUAACCAAAUUAUGAAUGAAAUUCCUCAAAAUAAUUAGUGACUGAAAUAAAAAAGAACUCUCAUUUGUGUAUUAUUGUUCUAGCAAAAGAACAAUACAAUAUCAUGAAGAAAAAUAUCCUCUCCUUUUUGCUUUCGGUUUGAUUGCAGAUUACUUACAACCAAAUUUUGGUUUGGUCACCACUGCAGUUACUGAGCAACAUCAUCUGUAAUAAUAAACAAAACAUGCAUUGGAUUGUGUUUAAUGCCAAGCUGUAGAGGUGUCAGUUAACUGAAGUGUUAUAUAAUUAAGCAUCAGAUGAUUUGGUUUCAACUGUAUUACCAACAAAAAGUUUUGAGUGUUUCUAACACAUGGAUCAAUAAGUCCCGAGACUAACAAUGAAAACAACAUUUUUUUUGCAAAAUUUUUUUUUAUUCAUCAACAUAAUCACCUUUUAGGGUGAUACAAUCGUUCCAACACUUUUCCAAUUUUUCAAUACCAUGUUUAUAAAAAAAAUUAUCUUUCGCUUCAAAAUAAGCUUCAGUUUCAGCGAUGACCUCCUCAUUUGAGCCAAAUCUUUUUCCCUGGAGCACUUUUUUAAGAUCAGCAAAGAGCCAGUAGUCACUGGGGGCUAAAUCUGGCGAGUAUGGGGGGUGGGGAAGCAGAUCAAAGCCCAAUUCGUUCAAUUUUGCCAUUGUUUUCAUCGACUUGUGGCAGGGUGCAUUGUCUUGGUGAAAAAGGAUUUUUUUUCUCUGC
This is a messenger RNA of Parasteatoda tepidariorum (common house spider), 2577 nucleotides long. The record is from RefSeq and is a predicted model, not a curated record. Lineage: Eukaryota; Metazoa; Arthropoda; Arachnida; Araneae; Theridiidae.